AUGCCCAAGCUCAGCCCAGAGGACGCGCAGCUUUGGAAGGAUGCCACUAAGGAGUAUAACCGGCUCAAAAUGAUGCAGCAUCGGGCCUGGCAGACUGACCUCUCUGUGAAGCUCAAACUGAAGAAGGCCGCCCUUGCUGCCUUACCAGAGGAUUUGAGGGAGCUGGCAAACAGGCCAGAGACAGAGAGGGUGCCACUGAACCGGCAGAUGUUCACGCACACACCGCCCAUCCCCGGCUUCAACCAGCAGUCGAGCGUGAAGAAGCGAAAACGUGGCCAGUCGGGCAGAGGGUGA
This is a messenger RNA of Coccomyxa subellipsoidea C-169, 294 nucleotides long. RefSeq lists its product as hypothetical. Gene Ontology annotation, cellular component: mitochondrial large ribosomal subunit; mitochondrial ribosome. The record is from RefSeq and is a predicted model, not a curated record. Lineage: Eukaryota; Viridiplantae; Chlorophyta; Trebouxiophyceae; Coccomyxaceae. The transcript is spliced from 2 exons. Bases 1 to 294 code for a protein of 97 amino acids.